Molecule: messenger RNA, 2010 nt
Organism: Ylistrum balloti
Lineage: Eukaryota; Metazoa; Mollusca; Bivalvia; Pectinida; Pectinidae
Product: receptor-type tyrosine-protein phosphatase kappa-like
Exons: 18
Coding region: 1-2010 (669 amino acids)
Biological process (GO): protein dephosphorylation
Molecular function (GO): protein tyrosine phosphatase activity
Source: RefSeq, a predicted model, not a curated record
AUGCUGUUUUACUUUGAAGAUUCAAAGGAUGGUACCGGCGUGGCAGUAGGUGUUGUUGUUGGACUAGGUGUGGUGGCUAUUGUAAUCAUACUGGUUAUUAUCUGGAGAUACAAACUGAGAUCCACGAAGGAAGAUUCGAUAGAUGACCCCAGAGGACAAGAGCUGUCUCAGUAUCGAACAUCACCCCGAGACAAUGAUGAAAACGUUACCGAACCCUUAACGGACUCCGAAAAUGUUUACAUCAACGUUGUGGACCCAGGAGUUAUAGGACAAGUUGACUGCAAUGUCAAUCCUGUUGGUAUAGCCAUUAAUGACCUAAAGUCAGUAGUGAACACUAAAAUGCUUAACCAAGCGAAGGCCUUUGAAGAUGAAUACAAAUCCCUGCCAUCAGGAGAUUUACAUGAACAUAAAUUCGCAGUGCUUACCGAGAACAAACACAAGAACCGAUACAAGGCCAUAUUUCCAUAUGACCAUUCCAGGGUGAUCCUUGACAGUCAGGACAAAGACUCUGACUAUAUCAACGCCAGCUACAUUGACAGUGUCACGCAACCUGCCGAGUACAUAGCAACACAAGGUCCGACAUAUAAAACUAUUGACGACUUUUGGCGAAUGAUCUGGCAACUCAAAUCUGGAAAAAUUGUUAUGCUGACCAAUCUUGAGGAAGGGACAAAGAAAAAAUGUGAGAAAUACUGGCCUGACGAGGGAGAACAGAUGUCUACGGUACACUUCAGUAUUACACUGAAAAAAGAAACAGGCUAUGCUUUUUAUGUUAUCCGGGAUAUUAUUGUUACAGAAAGAGAAACUAAGUCUGUGCGACAAAUUCACCAGUUCCACUAUACUACGUGGCCUGACCACGGGACUCCGAACCCAAAAGAACUCGUCGUCUUCCACCGCAGAGUGAGAAAUUACAAGACUUCCCUUAAUGGGAAAAUGGUGUUUCAUUGCAGUGCUGGUAUUGGAAGAACUGGAACGUUCAUCGCUCUUGAUGCUUUGUUUCAUUACGGAAGAGAAUUCGGAAUUAUUGACGUCAUGGAGUACAUUGUAACAAUGAGGAAGGACAGGAUCAACAUGGUUCAAACAAGUGACCAGUACAUUGCCCUUCAUCACAUCCUGAUAGAAGCUUUUGACAUGCCGGAUACGCUAAUAUCACGAAUUAAGUAUCAUACAUCCUUAGAUAACCUGUCUGGCAACGGACCACGUAAUCAAGCAAAGCUAUGGCAGGAAUAUCAGUUGUUGCAAACCACGAGGCCAGUAUAUACCCAGGAGGACUAUCAGACAGCACUUCUGGCUGUCAACAAUGACAAGAAUGUCGAUCCUAACAUAUUACCAGUCGACAAAUUCAGAGUCUACCUGAUGUCAUAUGUCUCCGGCAGAACAGAUUACAUCAACGCUGUUGCAGUUCCUUCCUACACCUCCGGAUCUGGUUUCAUCAUUACCCAAAUUCCUUUAGAGGAUACCGUUAUUGAUCUGUUAACCAUGCUUAUGGACAACCAGUGUGAUACCAUUGUCAUCAUUGGAAGGGACAGUCUCAAGUGGUUGCCGAAAGAGGGCAUUGAUGAAACCAUUGGAUCCUUCGUGUUGAAACAUGCGGAAGGGGCUUCAAACCUACAUAACGUCGAUGUGCUAGAUAUUGGAGUCACAAAUCACAGCAAUCAUUAUGAUGCCAAUGUUCGGAUUUUCUGUAUGACUGGUUGGGAGGGAGACAUCCCACUUCUGUCAGAUUCCUCUACACUCCUUCAGCUUCUUGAGCGCAUUGACAGUAGGCGGAAGUCGAAUGACACCAUGAGGACAGUAGUGAUGUGCCGAGACGGUUAUACCAAAAGCGGACUCUUUUGCUGUAUUGGAAACGCACGGGACCAGAUGAAAAUGGACGAUGAAGUCGACAUUUAUCAAGUCUCCCAACAACUGAUUGUUAGACGACCGCAGUGCAUCACAAAUUUUGAGCAAUACCAAUACUGUUACAACGUAAUCAACGAAUACCUUGACAACACAGACUUGUAUAUCAAUUGA